Messenger RNA from Hibiscus syriacus, 399 nucleotides. Its product is annotated as S-protein homolog 2-like. The record is from RefSeq and is a predicted model, not a curated record. NCBI's taxonomy places the organism in Eukaryota, Viridiplantae, Streptophyta, Magnoliopsida, Malvales, Malvaceae. The transcript has a single exon. The coding region runs from base 1 to 399 and encodes 132 amino acids.
AUGAAUCCAUGGGCGAUCAGGUGGGUGUGGUUGCUGUCUGUAACGCUGGUUUUGGCUGCGGGCAGAAGCGUUUUCUGGGAUACUAAUGUGGAAGUCAUAAUCUAUAACGAUUUAGAAGACAAGAAGGAUCUGACCAUCCAUUGCAAAUCCAAGGACGAUGACCUCGGCGUCCGUGUUCUUUCUUACAAGGAAUACUAUGAUUUCCAAUUCAAACCACACUUGUUCGGUCGGACCUUGUUUUUUUGUCGCGUGACAUGGAAUGGAAAGUCGCAUUGGUUUGACGUUUACAGGGGAGAUAGGGAUAAUGGUUGCUAUGAAUCAGAUAUUUGCGUGUGGAAUGUAAGACAAAACGGUCCUUGUACUGAAAUUUUGGAUGUUUGUUACCCUUGGGACACAUAG